Molecule: messenger RNA, 2076 nt
Organism: Aspergillus calidoustus
Lineage: Eukaryota; Fungi; Ascomycota; Eurotiomycetes; Eurotiales; Aspergillaceae
Source: the annotation of a GenBank genome assembly
AUGUGGAUCCUUGACUCAGAAGGCAGGCGCGUGUGGCUCCGACCUGGGAAGAAGUACCUUAUCGGUCGUGUCAAAAAGGACGGAGUUCGACACGUUAUCAAUGCGAAAUCCGUCUCACGAAAACACUUGGUGAUUGAGGUAUCACCUGUCGAAGCCGGGGACGGAGGCAAAAUCCACAGAAGAUCCGAAGUCUCUAUUACCGACCAGGCUACACAGAAUGGCACGUUUCUGGAUGGCGAGCGUAUACCGCGGGAUGAAAGCCAGAAGUUGACCGGUGAAGAGCAUGAGAUCCAACUGGGAAGUCACGAUUCGUUACUGCGGAUAAAAUGGGAACCGAUCGUGCUAAGCUUCUCCUUUUCUUUGAAAGGAUCAAAGGCAAAGAAGGCCUUAACGACGGUCCGCUCUAAACUUGAAGAUCUCGACAUCAAAACCACCGACGAAUACUUGAACGUCACCACCCACGUCGUCCAAACAAAGAGAAAUACUGCCAAAGGAUUACAAGCGCUGGUCAAUGGGAAGUACAUUGUGAAGGAGGAAUACGUCGACGCCGUGGUUUAUGCGGCAACCCCCAUUGAUCUCGAAAAUCUUGAGAGUCUCUCCCCGUUGGAGACUGAUUUUGACGCCGCAUGGCCAGAUGCAACAAAAUACCUGCCUCCUCCUGGGAGAGAGGCUCAUAAUUACUCAGACGAAGCAUUUGCGCCCAACCCCGAGCGGAACCACGUUUUCGACGGCUACACAUUUGUUUUUGGCGAAAGGGCCCAGUAUGAUAAUCUGCAAGGGCCCAUCACAAAUGGUCAUGGUAAAGCCUUAUUUUACGAAAUCAAAGAUGGUAUCACUACCGCAGAUGAGGUAGUCCAGUUCAUGACCAAUGCGGCAGGUCUAAAGGGCCUAGGCCCCGACAGAGACGGUCCCGGGGGAGUGGUUCAUGUGCGAUAUCGAUCAAAGACCCAGGAGCCAUGGUCGAUAGAGCUAAGCAAUCAGAUCGCAGUUUUGACUGAUCAGCGCGUCAUCGAGCAGAACGAGUUCAUAAACGCAAUUCUCGGCAACGAUGCUUCCAUCCUUUGUCGACGAUUGCGCCGAGUGGUAGAUCUUAGUCCACCACCGCCGGAGCCUUCAUCUGCUCCUCCGCCCUCCAGUCAAGAUGUGCAAGUCGUUGCAGACUCUCAGCCUGCCAAUGAUGUGAGUCCGGCGUCGAAGAAGACCAGGGGUGCUAGAGUACGCAAAUACGUCAGCAAGAUGAAGACGUUCGAUGACGGAUUCGACAUCAACUCCAUCCCGGCGUAUGCUCCAGAGGUAGAGGACUCGAUGGGAUCACCACCUCCGAUGCCGAUGGAAGCUUCCAAUGAGUUUCAAACCCAACAGCUGGACAGCAUUGAAGAAGAGGAGGACCUGGUUUCCAGCUUGCUACCGGGUGCCACUGCGAUGAAACGGCGGCGGGCAGAGACAUCACAGCGGAGUCCGGAAGAGUCUAGUUCUCGUCCAAAGCCAGAGGAGGUGCACCGACCGAAGCGGCAAAAGCUUGAUGUGCUAGAAGCGGCCCGACAACAUCGUGAAGCAGAGGAGGAUGCUGCCCGUCAGCGACGCCAACAAGAGGAGGAACUUCUCCAAAGCUCACUCAGAGAUGUGGCCGUGGAGCAGCUGAAAGGCCUUGCAAUUGUGGAGGAAAUGGAAAUACCAGCUCGGAGGAACGACGACAACAAGAGUGAUCGAUGGGAUGAACGGUGGAACGGGAGGAAGAACUUCAAGAAGUUUCGCCGAAAGGGGGAUCCCAGCCAGUCACGGCGUCGAAUUCAGGCCGUUAUUGUUCCUCUAGAGGAGGUGGCCCGGAAAGACUUUGGCAUCGGAGAUCACUAUUGGGUGAACACGAAUCAAUCCAGUGCCAGGAGCCCUCAGGAGAGUCACCGCGAACGAACGGUCAGCCAGGUUUCGAGCGAGCCAUCGCAACAACAGUCACUGGCCCGGGGUGGAUCGGAGAAGACAACGACAGCGACGCAAAGGAGUCAAAAACGGGUUCGUGAGGAGACAGAUUCUGAUAGUGAUGAUGAGCUUCGAUUUCGGUUUCGUCGCAGGCGGUGA